AUGGCUUCCAUCUCAACCCCUCUCUCUUUCCUGUCUACCACCGCCAAUGUCUCCGCAGCCACUUCCUCAUCCUUUACUCUCUUUCCACUUCAACCCAAGAGACACCGCUACCCUAAAUCAAAACGCCACAUUUCCAAAGUGUCAUGCAAUAAUGGCGGUGAUGACAACAUUAUUUCAAAAGGAAACAGGAGGGAUGUCCUGAUUGGCCUUGGAGGCCUUGGCGCCGCUGCUUCUUUCACCUACAACCCUUUCGCCGUGGCUAAUCCGGUGGUUACCGAUCAGAAUUCUUGCGGGCGGCCUAACCUACCGGCAGGUGCAAAACCCAUCCCUUGCUGCCCUCCAAAAGCAACAAAUAUCAGCGACUUUGUGUUCCCCAGUAACCAGCCGUUAAGGGUUAGAAAACCGGCUCAUCUGGUUACCGGUGACGAACUAGCCAAGUACAAGGAAGCUAUUAGGCUGAUGAGAGCCCUCCCUGACGAUGAUCCUCGCAGCUUCACGCAACAAGCCAACAUCCAUUGCGCUUAUUGCCAUGACUCCUAUGCCUUGGAUUCUACUCUUCCCCCACAAGUCAAAGUCCACUUCAACUGGCUUUUCGCUCCUUUCCAUCGCUGGUACCUUUAUUUCUACGAGAGAAUCCUGGGCAGCUUGAUCAACGACCCCACCUUCGCUCUUCCCUUCUGGAACUGGGAUCAUCCCGACGGCAUGGACAUCCCUGCCAUCUUCACCGACAGAAGAUCGUCGCUCUUCGAUGCUAAGAGGAAUGCCAACCAUCAGCCACCUGUUCUCGUUGACUUGGACUGGAACAGGAGGGGCGUUGACACUAGCGGUGAAGUGGACAAGAAUUAUGCCAAGGUUUACAAGUGUAUUGCCGAUGUGAAGGGGCCAGCGUGCUUCUUUGGCUCAUCUUUCCAAGCUGGAGGUGGUGUCUCUUCAGCUGCUGGCUCUUUGGAGACUCUCCACAACACGUGUCAUUCAUGGACCGGUGAUCCAACGGAUCCCAAUGGUGAGGACAUGGGGUCCUUCUAUUCUUCCGGAAGAGAUCCGAUCUUCUACUGCCACCAUUCCAACGUGGACCGCCUCUGGACUAUAUGGAAGGAAAAGUUUGGUGGAGUUGAUUUAAGCGAUAAAGAUUAUUUGAAGUCAAGUUUUCUGUUCUAUGAUGAGAAUAAGAACCUUGUACGAGUCAGGUCCGAACAAUGCCUUGACCAGAGUAAGCUCGGGUAUAAAUACAUGGAUGUUCCCAUUCUAUGGAAGAAUGCGAAGCCAAAACCCGCCACCAACAAAGCUCAAAGGGCAGCACUGGCUCCCACGCCGCUGAACCCUCCGAACCUGCCCUUGGUGUUGAACUCCAUUACGAGCUUUGCUGUGAAGAGGCAGUUUAAGUCGAGGAGCAAGGAGGAGAAGGCGGAGAGAGAGGAGAGUCUGGUGUUUGAUGUUGCGUUUGAUAAGAGCAAAGAUGUGAAGUUUGAUGUGUUGGUGUUUUGGAAGGGAGAUCCGACGCAGGCCACACCCAAGGACAGGGAAUUCGCUGGAAGCUUUGUGAAUGUUUCCCAUGCUCCAAAUGCCAAGGACACAACGGUAAAAUACAUCAUUGGGAUAACGGAUUUGUUGGAUGAUUUGGAAGCCGAUGAUGAAGAUAAUGUUGAGGUAACAUUGGUUCCACAAUAUGGUGUUGUGCCUGUUACAAUAAAUAACGCCUACGUAAGUUACGAUGAAUGUUCAUUCAAAAAAUAA
Molecule: messenger RNA, 1734 nt
Organism: Arachis stenosperma
Lineage: Eukaryota; Viridiplantae; Streptophyta; Magnoliopsida; Fabales; Fabaceae
Product: polyphenol oxidase A1, chloroplastic-like
Exons: 1
Coding region: 1-1734 (577 amino acids)
Biological process (GO): pigment biosynthetic process
Molecular function (GO): catechol oxidase activity
Source: RefSeq, a predicted model, not a curated record